UUUUUAUUUGCUUUACAGGAAAGUGAGACCGGAUUGUUUGUGUGUAUGAAUACAUUUCUUGGUUUUGGGAAGGACUAUGUUCGGAGGCACUAUGAACGCACCAACAACCCUGUGUAUCUGCACCUCAAGACCAUCAAAAAGAAGAAACCAAAAACAGAGGAAGAGAAAGAGAAAGAGAAGCCAACGAGACUUGCCAUAGGAAUGCAAGGUGGUUUUGAUGUAGAGGAUGAAAACCAGUAUGAGUAUGAAGAACACAACUCAGUUGUCAUCCUGCCUGACUUCACCGAGAUUCCUCUUCCCAAUGCCGAUCUCCCCGAGAAGGUCCAGCUAUCUGUUGCUGGUAUUCUGUCUGCUACAUCUGCUUCUAAAGUGGAACAAAUUCAAGCUUGGGAUGGAGAAGCAAAGAUCGUCUCCAAACAUGUUGCUAAUCCAAAGAAACUGGAUAGUGUUGUGAUAUUGGUUGGCAGCAUAUGUGUGAUCGUAAAGGCAACUAUGGAUGAAUCUGUUCGAUGGCUAAAGUCUUACUUAUUUGGUUCUAGACACGCUGCUAAUCUCAAGCAACUGGACAACGGUGUAAAAGUUCCCCCUAAAGGUUGGCAAUGUAUCAUGUGUGAUCUUAAAGACAACCUUUGGAUGAAUCUAACCGAUGGCUCCAUUCUCUGCGGAAGGCGCUACUUUGACGGAACGGGAGGCAAUAACCAUGCUCUUGAAUACUACCAGCAGACCAAGUAUCCCUUAGCUGUCAAACUAGGCACCAUAACUCCAAAUGGAGCAGAUGUGUAUUCAUAUGAUGAAGACGAGAUGGUGGAUGACCCCUACCUAGCUUCUCAUCUAGCUCACUUUGGUAUCAAUAUGAUGAGCAUGGAGAAGACUGACAAGACGAUGACCGAACUAGAGAUAGAUCUGAAUAUGAGAGUAGCUGAAUGGGAUACCAUCCAGGAAUCAGGCUGCCAACUCAAGCCUCUGUUUGGACCUGGUCUAACUGGACUAAAAAACAUGGGCAAUAGUUGUUACUUAAAUUCUGUUAUGCAAGUCCUCUUCAGUAUUCCAGAUUUUGUUAAUAGAUAUGCUUCCCAGAAAGACCAAAUCUUUGCAAUAGCUCCUGCCGAUCCUACUGGUGACUUCAAUACACAAAUGGCCAAGCUUGGUUAUGGGUUAGCCUCUGGACAGUAUUCUCAGGAACCGAAAACAACAGACAGUGGAGACCAAUCAGAAGAAAAGAGCCAAUGUGGGGUUGCCCCCAGGAUGUUCAAAAGCCUUGUGGGUAAAGGUCAUCAAGAGUUUUCAACCAAUCGACAGCAAGAUGCUCAAGAAUAUCUCCUUCAUCUCUUCAGUAUAAUUGAGAGGCACAGUAGAGGUCAGUUAAAUCCCUGUGACUGCCUUCAGUUCGAGCUUGAAGAGAGGAUCCAAUGUUCACAGUCCAACCAGGUCAAAUACAAGAAGAGAACAGAUUACAUGCUAGGAGUACCGAUUCCGCUAGAGGCUGCCACAAACCUAGCCGAGUUUUCUGCGUAUGAAGCCAAAAAAGCCAAACUAGAAGCCAAGAAAGAGAGAGUCGAUCCAAAGGAUGUCGUGCGUCCUAAGAUAAGUCUUCAAUCUUGCCUAGAUGCCUUUGCUGCACAAGAGACUGUAGAGGAUUUCUACAGUUCAGCCGUCAAAUCAAAGACUACUGCACUCAGGUCAACAAGAAUAGCCUCAUUCCCAGACUACCUUAUUAUUCAACUCAAGAAAUUUACAUUAGGGAAUGACUGGACACCUAGGAAACUUGAUGUAUCAGUUGAGAUGCCUGAUGAACUAGACCUGGGCCAGUAUCGAGGGACUGGUCUACAGCCAGGAGAAGUUGAUCUACCCGACGAGGAAGGACCACCUGUACCAGAACCUGUUAUAGAUGAGGCCACCGUAAGUCAACUGGCAGACAUGGGAUUUCCCCGGGAGGGCUGUCGGAAAGCUGUCUACCAUACAAACAACAUGGGCUCAGAAGCUGCCAUGAACUGGAUAUUUGAGCAUUCACAAGAUCCUGAUUUUGCUGAGCCUUUGCAGUUAGGUCAAGCAAGUAAGAAGCAAAAGACAGAGAUUUCAGUGAGCCAAGAAUCUAUUGCGAUGAUCACGAGUAUGGGCUUCACAGAGGCUCAAGCUACCAAGGCACUACGGGCAACGGACAACAAUCUUGAGAGGGCAGCGGAGUGGAUAUUUAGCCACGCAGACGAGCUGGAUACAGCGAUGGAGACAGAGCAAUCCGGCGGACCCACGUGCCGGGAUGGUCGCGAAAAAUACCAGCUGUUUGCAUUUGUAAGUCACAUGGGUACAUCUACAGCAUGCGGUCACUAUGUAUGCCAUAUCAAGAAAGAAGGAAGAUGGGUGAUCUUCAACGAUGACAAAGUUGCGCAAUCAGAAAAACCACCGAAGGACCUGGGAUACAUCUACGUCUACAAGAGGCUUUAAAAAUCUCCCAGGGCCGUGUAACAUGAACCUUAGCGAUUGAUCAUGUGAACGAUUUCUAUGAUCGAUUGCAUUGACUUCUGUGUAUGAGCAAUCGUAAAAAAAUCAGCCUCAUAAUCAGUUGUAAAGCUUUAUGUCACAGGCCCAGAGCUCAGAGGCGCAUUGUGAUCAGUAAAACAAGUCAGGGUAGACCAUAUUCAUGGACUGACGGAGAACAAACAGUAAACUAUGCCUAACACAAAUCAAUAUUACUUACAGAAAUAGCUUCGACUAGGAAGAAAUUUUAGCUACGUGAGAUUCAAAAUAAACUGCUCAGAUGGGUGUUUCAUAAAGCAGUUUGUAACUUACGAAUGACUUUACACAUGAUGGAUGACCCUUCCUUGUACUAAAUGGAGCUGACUUAGUACCUGAGAACAUGUUCUAGUCCUUUGUAAAAUCGUGCAUAAAUUUUAUAAGAACAUCUUCAUGAAUCACCACCUCAAGUAGCAAAAAGAUGCAAUGGAUGAAAAUUAGAUAUCCUGUGAGAAAAAAAACAUGCUUCUUUCAGAAUACACUGAUGUCAAUGUAUUAUCAUGUAUUGCCUGACGUAUCGCCAGAUCCACGACACAUGAUGGCGCCUCCACUGGCGUCAUGUUUUACAUGUACCAUUAAGUAUGCAGUUUCAAAAUAUUUUAGCACAAUGGAAAACAUUGCUGCGCAUUCUUGCAUCAUAUCUGAACGAGGGUUUAAUAGGAUGAGUGUUCAUGCAUGGAAUUUGGCCCUGAAGUAAACAUGAAAGAAAAAGUGAAAUAUCUUUUGGGAUGAUGGAAAUUUGUUCAAUUUUGUAGAAAUGCAACUUCUAGGGUGUUGGAAGAAACUUGCAAAUGAUUGCAUGUCAAUUAUAGGUCCUAAAAUCGAUCAGUUGUCUUUUAAUUAAUUGCAAAUUGGCAAUUGAUUGGUGGUCUGCAUCUUGCAUAAACAAAAUGAAUUAAUUUGCUUUGGUUAUGAUUGAUCUAUCAAAUGUGAAUUUGCAACUGAAAUAAUAUUAAUAUACCUCUUCAGAAGAAGAGAUAUAUUAUUGAAAAUGUGAGAGUUGUAUAACUUUGUGAUCAAUAUGAAAUAUUUAUGAGAAAAAAAUGACUUUGAACUGAAUAUAUACAUAUAAAAAACAAUGUUCUAUUUACAAAUGAGGAACAAAUAAUACUCUUUGAGAUGAACAACGUCAACUGAAAGUAUUUAAAAGAGCUGCCCUUCCCUCACAGGAUGUGUGGAGGUAUAAUUCAUGCAACAGUAUGAUUGUUAAAAACUGACAAAGCCCUCUAGUGAGCAAUUUAAAAUAAUAGGUAACUGUAGUAAAUAGGGGAAGAUAUACAUUGGUGCUCAAAAGUUAGUGAACCCUAGUAGAAAAUGAACAUAUUGAAAGUGUUCAAGUUUACCAUGUUUCAGAUAUUUUAUUGUGAAGUCAAGUGAUGAAAUAUUACAUUCAAUCAAAAUUUGUUUCUCUGGGCUUGCUGAACGUUGUAGUGUUGUUGCCUACAUUCAACACUCAGCAUGAAGGAGUGCAUUUUGUGGUGGGGUUCACUAACCUUUAGGCACAACUGUAUCUAAUACAUGUACGAGUAAUUUUGCUUUAGUCAAUCAAAACUUUUGAGAGCUCAAAAAUCUGUUCAACUUUGGAGAAAUUUGCUAAGAAUCGGUAUUUGAUACAUAUUUUGCACAUAUAAUGUGGUAAAAAAAAUUGUUUUAAAUUGGGCAAAUAUUUGACGCCAAGAAGGUUAACUUAUGCAAGGUUAUCUGAUUCAUAUACUAGUAGUCGAAGGGAUGUAUCCAAGAUGUCUAAUGAAGAAGAUUACAGAUAAUAUUUUGUUGGUAGGUAUUUUGCAACAAAUUUUGUCAAUUUAAGAACUCCUAGUUGGUUACAAAGUGCCCCCCGUAUAAGUCACACUUACUCUCUGUCCAUGAUAAAUUGUGAUUGAUUUUAGUCCAUCUCAAGAAGACCAGUGUUGCUGUCAGUAAUGUCUUCUUUUGAUCAAACAGUUGCUCUGGGGUGAUGAUGUUUGCUGAACGAUUUUUGACAGUCUACAUGCUCCUUUUAGUAAUGAUAAUGGUGAUGAAUGAUGAUGGUGAUUCUGAUGUCAGAUGAUGAUGACGACGCCAAUGUUUCUUCCAGGCAGUUAGAAAUGUCCAAAGAUAAUGAAAAUAAGUUUAGCAUGUCUUGAUUAUUGACGAAGGAAUUUUCCACUCACAGCUGAUUUUGUUUCUUCAUCUUGAUAUUUGAACAGACCUUUCCAUUUAAACAAAAUAAAAUUUACCAUACAGGCAUAAACCAGAAAAGUGAUUGUUUUGAGAGAUGUCCAUCUAUCACUAAAAGGGCUUUCACAAUUGCUUGUGCAAUGGUCACAAUAUAUGUUGCACAGAAUAGCAACGGUUAUAAGCAGUCGCACCACCAAUUGUGAAAGGGGCUGAAUAUGUACUUUUUCUAUUUUCACAAGCCAAAAUGACAAGAAUAUUUCUCCCUGAAUAAUUUGAAUGUUUUUCUCUUGUAGAUUUUCCCAGAAAGCAUGGAGAAAAUUGUAUUGUAGACCUAGCUGAUGAUGAAAAAAAAAUGAUAAAAAUCAAUCGUUUAUUGUUCGAAAUAGACAUGAAAUGAAAUACUCCGAAAAUUUGCUUUGCCCAAUCGAUCGUGGGCCCGGCAGCCACUGGGCAGCGCCAGAUCGACGAGGCUCUAUCCCUUUAAUCAUUUAACGCCAAACAGGAUAGCAGCAACUCCCAUCUUUUAACGUCUUUUGGUCUGACGCGGCCGGAGUUUGAACCCCAACCUACCGGUUGUGAGACGGACGCUCUACCAACCGAGCCGACACACCGGAUGAACAUAUUAAAGAAGUUGUUUCAUUGGGUAUUUCAAACAACAAUAUUUAACAAGAUUGCAAUGUGUAUGUUAGAGGAUAUGUAUACAAACAAAUGUUUUAUUAAAUUGUUACAUGUAUGUGUAUGUGGAAUACAUUGGGAAUAUUGUUGCUUGGAUUUUGUAUAUUUCUAAUUUUCAUGCAUUAAAUGCAGUACACGUCA
Lytechinus pictus (painted urchin) is the source of this 5487-nucleotide messenger RNA. Its product is annotated as ubiquitin carboxyl-terminal hydrolase 5-like. Gene Ontology annotation, molecular function: protein binding; cysteine-type deubiquitinase activity; zinc ion binding. Lineage: Eukaryota; Metazoa; Echinodermata; Echinoidea; Temnopleuroida; Toxopneustidae. Gene Ontology annotation, biological process: protein deubiquitination. Bases 46 to 2442 code for a protein of 798 amino acids. The transcript has 20 exons. The record is from RefSeq and is a predicted model, not a curated record.